This is a messenger RNA of Dinoponera quadriceps, 1533 nucleotides long. RefSeq names its product pinin (gene Pnn). The record is from RefSeq and is a predicted model, not a curated record. Gene Ontology annotation, cellular component: catalytic step 2 spliceosome. Bases 195 to 1328 code for a protein of 377 amino acids. NCBI's taxonomy places the organism in Eukaryota, Metazoa, Arthropoda, Insecta, Hymenoptera, Formicidae. The transcript is spliced from 5 exons.
AUUCUACCGUCUAUGUCUCUUUGCUGGAAAAUGCACUAUGCUGUCAAGUAUGGGCGAACUUUUAUUGAUUUAGGGUGGAAUAUGAGAAUUGCUGGUGUCUGUUUGUCGGUGAUCUUGUUCGACAAUAUUAUCGAAGAAUUUGCUAAGUGAAUUAAUUUGAUGUGAAUCAGAUCAAGUGAAUAAAAUAUUUUUAAAUGAGGAAAUUGGAUUAUCAGGAAACAUGGAGGGCCGAAGGAUUAGAGGCUCAAUUAGAAGCUGCUCGCGAUGAUCUCCGUGGUCUUGAUCGCAGCAUUCGUAAAAUCCUGGGUCGAGAUCUUCCUGACGGCGAAAACGGUCCACUACAACCGCCUAGAAUAUCUCAAAAAAGACCAUUACAAGAAGAUCGUCGACGAAUUGUAUCAGAACUUAUGAAUAAUGAAUUACCUGGAGGUAAACGACGCUGGCAAAGUUCCAACACUGAACCAAAAACAGUUUUUAGUCGACUAAGUGCACGAGUUCCAUCUAAUGCAGAUGAUAGUGCUGAUGAAGACGAUAGUGUCACUAAGCCCGCUGUGUCGUCUAGAGUAAUAGCUACUCCUCGAGAAAUUCCUUCGCGCCAAGAAGUUAUCAGACGAGAAAGAACAGAUGAGCGUAGUCGACAAAGAAAUAAACGUAUGUUUGGCGCACUUUUGGGUACUUUACAAAAGUUCAGACAAGAGGAAACUAAACUUAAAGCAAAGGAAGAUAAGAAGGCAGAAGUAGAAGCUAGAGUAGAAGAAGCUAAAAGGAGAGAAAAAGAAGAGCUACGGAGGGAAAGGCAACAAUUAUUUUUGUCACGGAAACGACAAUUGGCUGAAGUACGUGCGUUAGAGGCAAAACUUGCGCGAAGUAGACAGUUUCAAGAUUGGCGCAAUGCACAAUUAUUUCUUGCUUCGUUUAUAAAAACACGUGCACAACCUUCCAUUUAUUAUGUACCAAAACGCAAGCAUCCACAGACAGAUAUGUUAUUAGUACAAUCUACAAAAGAACUUUACGAGGAAAUUGAAAAAAGAGAAAAGGCAUUGAUUGACGAACUAAACUUAAUAGAGGUCCAAAUAGGAUUAGGCAAACAUUCACAAAAUUUCGAUGGAUCUGCAUCUUUAAAUACCGUUGUACCUCCGCGCUCGUUAGAAGAGGGUGAAGAAAAUCGAGACCCUAAUCCGGAACAUAGUAUUGAAACUACGAUCGAUAACGUCGCUGUUUCAACAAUGCAAUCUAUGAUAAGUGAAACAUUUAAUGAAGAUCAUGAUAUUGAGAAAAAAGAUGACAUACAACUCGACCAAGUUCAACAAGAUGAAAACAAUGGCUAGUAUCUGUUAUAAUAAAGUUGUACAUAUGCUGUGCACAUUGGAUGGUCCAAUAUAAAAUAAUAAUUUUGGUAGUAAGUUCUUCGAAUAUUAUUUUGAUUGAUAAAGAUAGCAUUCACGGAAGAGAAAAAAGCCGUAUCUAAACUGUAAUCUAUUGUCACAUAAACUUGUAGUAUAAUCUUACAAAAAAGAAGCCUAUUUCUCUGUA